This is a messenger RNA of Dicentrarchus labrax (European seabass), 6032 nucleotides long. RefSeq names its product protein jagged-1a. The coding region runs from base 264 to 3962 and encodes 1232 amino acids. The transcript has 26 exons. Gene Ontology annotation, molecular function: calcium ion binding; Notch binding. Gene Ontology annotation, biological process: Notch signaling pathway; cell communication; establishment or maintenance of epithelial cell apical/basal polarity. Gene Ontology annotation, cellular component: plasma membrane; protein-containing complex. The record is from RefSeq and is a predicted model, not a curated record. NCBI's taxonomy places the organism in Eukaryota, Metazoa, Chordata, Actinopteri, Moronidae.
UCCAGCUGCAGUCAGUCAGUGUGUGGACGUUCAGCCGGAGCUGGUGACAGAAACCCGGACAAUAGCAGACAAAAGGCUCCGGUGCAGGACGGAUCGGGUCGGACCGGGACUCUGUGGAGGACUCUGUGGGAGAGAAUAGCUGCAGCUCGGUGCAUGUCCCAUCCGGGGGGUUAUAAACCGGGAGCGGAGGGUCGCACCGACUAACACUGAGCCCCGAGAGCCGCCAGGCAGCAGCCCGCCGCCGGCAGCAGCCCGCCGCCGGCAUGCCCCUCACACGGAGCUCCGUCCUCCUCCCCUUCAUCCUGCUGCUCUCUGCCCGCAUCCAGGUUUCUUCGGCUUCAGGACACUUUGAGCUCCAGAUUUUGUCGAUGCAGAACGCUAACGGGCAGCUGCAGACCGGUUCCUGCUGCGACGGUUCCCGGGACGCCACGGAUCGGCGGUGCACGGUGGACGAGUGCGACACCUACUUCCGAGUGUGUCUGAAGGAGUACCAGCUGAAGGUUUCCUCGGCCGGGCCCUGCAGCUUCGGCACCGCCUCCACGCCGGUCCUCGGUGGGAAUACCUUUUCUUUACGUGGCGCCAAGAGCGACAAAGCCAGGAUCGUGCUGCCGUUCAGCUUCGCGUGGCCGAGGUCGUACACAUUGAUCGUGGAGGCCUUGGACUUCAACAACGACUCUUCCUCUGGCAGCGUCGGCGGGACGGUGAUCGAGAAGGCAGUUCACUCUGGGAUGAUCAACCCCAGCCGGCAGUGGCAGAGCCUGAAGCACAACGGUCCCGUGGCUCAGUUCCAUUUUCAGGUCCGCCUCAGCUGCGACGAGCACUACUACGGCUUCGGCUGCAACAAGUUCUGCCGCCCGAGAGACGACUUCUUUGGCCACUACGAGUGUGACCAAAAUGGCAACAAGACGUGCCUGGAGGGUUGGUCUGGUCCAGACUGCAACACUGCGAUCUGUAGGCAGGGCUGCAGCACAGAACACGGGUCCUGUAAAGUUCCUGGAGAGUGCAAGUGUCUGUAUGGCUGGCAGGGCGAGUACUGUGACCAGUGUAUCCCUCAUCCUGGAUGUGUCCACGGCAGCUGUGUGGAGCCCUGGCAGUGUCUCUGUGACACCAACUAUGGAGGACAGCUAUGUGACAAAGAUCUGAACACGUGUGCGACGCUGCAGCCGUGUUUGAAUGCAGGAACCUGCAGCAACACGGGACCAGACAAAUACCACUGCUCCUGUCCCGACGGCUUCUCUGGGGUCAACUGUCAGAGAGCGGACCGUGCCUGUCUGUCCAACCCCUGUUUGAACAGAGGAAGCUGCGUGGAAACCAGUCAGGGUUUUGAGUGCCGCUGUGCCCCCGGUUGGACUGGACCCUCCUGCUCCAUGAAUGUGGACGAGUGUCUGGUGAACCCCUGCAGCCAUGGAGGGACCUGUCAGGACCUGGUUCAUGGAUUCAAGUGUACCUGUCCCCCUCAGUGGACUGGAAAGACCUGCCUCAUCGAUGCCAACGAGUGUGACGACAACCCCUGCGUUAACGCCAACUCCUGCCGAAAUCUGAUCGGAGGAUACUUCUGCGAGUGCCUCCCGGGUUGGACAGGGCAGAACUGCGACACCAAUAUCAAUGACUGUCGGGGUCAGUGCCGGAACGGAGCAACGUGCAAGGACCUGGUGAACGGGUAUAACUGCGUGUGCGCUCCGGGUUUCACCGGCGAACUCUGCGAGAAAGACGUGGACGAGUGCUCCAGCGGGCCGUGCCUCAACGGCGGUCGCUGCUACGACGAAGUUAACGGCUUCCACUGCCUGUGUCCGCCUGGUUUCUCUGGAAGUCGCUGUCAGCUGGAUAUCGAUUACUGCCUCCACAGUCCGUGUCAAAACGGCGGCCAGUGUUUCAACCUGGCGGCUGACUACGUCUGCACGUGUCCUGAAGACUAUGAGGGCAAGAACUGCUCACGCCUGAAGGACCACUGCCGCACCACACCCUGCAAAGUGAUUGACAGCUGCACAGUGGCGGUGGCGUCCAACAGCACACCGGGCGGGGUGCGUUUGAUUUCGUCCAACGUGUGCGGCCCUCACGGGCGGUGUCGGAGUCACGCCGGUGGACAGUUCAGCUGCGAGUGUGAGGAGGGAUUCACCGGGACGUACUGCCACGAGAAUAUAAAUGACUGUGAGAGCGCCCCCUGUCUGAAUGGAGGAACCUGUAUCGAUAAAGUCAGCCAGUAUCAGUGCAUCUGUGCUGACGGCUGGGACGGACCUACCUGCCAGAACAACAUCGAUGACUGCAGCUCCGCCCCCUGUCAGAACCGAGGCGUCUGUCGAGAUCUGGUCAACGAUUUCUACUGCGAGUGCACCAACGGCUGGAAGGGAAAGACCUGUCACUCCAGAGAGAGUCAGUGUGACGAGGCGACCUGUAACAACGGAGGGACAUGCUACGACAAAGGAGACGCCUUCAAGUGUCUGUGUGCCGCCGGCUGGGAGGGAGCCACCUGUAACAUCGCGAAGAACAGCAGCUGUCUGCCAAGUCCCUGCGAGAACGGAGGAACCUGUGUGGUGGACGGGGACUCCUUCAGCUGCGUCUGUAAGGAGGGCUGGGAGGGCGCCACCUGCAGCCACAAUGCCAACGACUGCAGUCCUCAUCCCUGUUAUAACAGCGGGACUUGCGUCGACGGAGACAACUGGUAUCGAUGUGAAUGCGCUCCGGGGUUCGCCGGCCCUGACUGCAGGAUCAACAUCAAUGAGUGCCAGUCGUCGCCCUGCUCCUUCGGCGCCACCUGUGUGGAUGAAAUCAACGGUUAUCGCUGCGUCUGUCCGCCAGGAAGAACCGGCCCGCGCUGCCAAGAAGCGUCGGGGCGGUCCUGUGUGGUCGAAGGGCUGGUGGCUCUGGAUGGAAGCAGAUGGGACGAAGACUGCAACACCUGCGGCUGUCACAAUGGGAGAAUCAGCUGCACGAAGCUUUGGUGUGGACCUAAACCCUGCAGCCUCCACCGCAAGACUCGUGGCUCUGAGUGUCCGGCCGGUCAGACCUGCGUGGCCGUCAGGGAUGAGCGCUGCUUCGUCAAGCCCUGCCCCAGCCAGGGGGAGUGCUGGGGCCCCGCCAACCGGUCCCCGCCAGCGGCCAGGUGUCACCCGGAGAGCAGCUGCACCAAUGUCACCUUCACCUUCAACAAAGACAUCAUGACAAGGGGUGUGACGGUGGAUCAGGUUUGCCGCGAGCUCAGGAGCCUCUAUGUCGUCAAGAAUCUGUCCUCCGACUCCUUCGUCUCCAUGACCUGUGAGCUGUCCCUCGGCGCCAACAACGAGAUCCACGUAGCCAUCUCGACAGACGACCAGAGGAGAAGCAUGACCUUCGUCAAGGAAAUCACGGAUAAGAUCAUGGAUCUGGUGAGCAAGAGGAGCGCCAACAGCAGCAUCAUCAGCGCCAUCGCCGAGAUUCGCGUCCAGAAACGACAGAGCCACAACUCCAACGACCAUCUCGUGCCCCUUCUGGUGUCCGUGGUGAUUGUCGUCUGGGCGUUGGCGAUCACCUCGAUGUUGCUGUGGUGCAUGAGGAGGCGGAGGAAGCAGAGCGCCCACACGGGGGUCAGCACGCAACCGCCACCGCCGUCGUCUUUGGUGCCUGCAGCCGAGGACAACAACGCCCUCCACAACAGCGUCAGCGCCGCCCGCGAGCAGCUCAACCAUAUUAAGAACCCCAUCGAGAAAAACCCACCGAACCACCAUCAACACCACCUCCUCCUCCACCACCACCACCACCUCCGCGAGGACAAGAACUCCGUCAACGCCAAGAUUAGGAAGUCGGACACCGGGAGCCAAUCGGACGAGGACGAAAUGGACAAAAGGCUGCAGAAGGCAAGGUUCCCCCGGGCGCCUCCAGCGUACUCGCUGGUGGACUGGGAGGAACGACCCCCACACUGGACUAGCAAACAGGACAACAGGCAACUGCAGACCCAAAGUGUAAACAGGAUGGAGUAUAUUGUAUAACCAACGGGGGUCAAAGUGACUGACGUGACCUCGAGUGGGCGUUUUGUUUACUUUUAUGUUCUUUUUUUUGUUCAGAGUUGAAUUCUAGAUGGAUUUUUGCUGUUUUUAAUUUAUGUUUUGACUGAGACUGGUCUGAACGGUCCACUGCGGUUGGCUGGAUCUCCGAUUUUGUGGACGCUUUUGUAAACACCAGACUUCGGACGUGUGAAGUGUUCCUAAAAGCCUCAUGUGCACGAUCAUCUUUCGAUGCAUCUUUCAUUCGAGAAUAAGUUCCGUAUUUGAAUGCGCUGCUGCCUCGUUGCACCGCAGCAACUGAUGAAUUUGGAAAAAAAAACAUAUUUAUUUUGUUUUUUGGGGGGGGGAAUUUUUAGUCAAUAUGAAGAAUUGUCCAUGUACAAUGUUUCUGUAUAGAUGUGUAAAUAUUUUUUUAAUUAAUCAUUGUGUAUAUUUGAUUUAUUAACUUAAUCGUCAAGAGCCUUAAGAUAUUGCUUUUUUUUUAUUUAUGAGUAUUAUUUGGAGUCGAAGGUUUGACAGCUUUGUAAGCCGUUGACUUCUUGAUGGAAAUAUUUUUCUAUAUUUUUCGCCAAAAGUGUUUCUUGAAAGAAUAGUUUAUUUUUAGCCUUUUGGAUUUGGGCAUUUUUGUGCCUCAACUAAAUGUUUUGUACUUUAUCUGAUACCGUUGUGUUGGUAUGUUUGCCAGGAUGUUCUGUUGUAAGUACUUUACAUGUCCGUGAAAAGGGAGGGGUCUUUAUACACAAACCAACAUGGUGGCAGACAUAUUGCUUUUGCUACUGAAGAAAUCAAGGGACGCAACAUUGUUUGUAGUAAUUUGUAUAUUUUGUACAGUGUAAAAAUAAGAGUUGAGAACAGGCUUUGGUUCCUGUUUCCAUGUAUUUGUAACAAUCCAAUUGAAACCUGCAUAAUUUAUCCUUCCUAAGCCCCGCCCCUUUUUGGACCUUUGGUCAACUUCCUCCUUUCCUGUACUUAGACAUGCUAUGCUAGGCUAAUCUAUGUUGAAAGUCAUAGUCAUAUCAUAUCUUUCGUUAGCUAAUGUUUGCAAAGUGCUAGCAAACUAUCCAGCCAACUAGCUAGCUACCUGUAAUCUAUUACAGUUGCAGAAAACAAUACGCAAUUAGAUUACAGUUACAUUUCAUAAAAAGGAUUACAAUUUCAAAAUGCAAUCUAACCCUAACCCGUAGGUUACUGACUAAAUGUUUUAACAGGUAAUUAGUUAUUGUAUCGGACUACAUUUUUAAAGUAACCCUCCCAACCCUGGUUGUUAACUAGCUAGUUACCUAGAUAGUUAGCUAACUAGCUAGUUAACCACUGAUGUAGAUUUAGUUAGUUAGCUAACGUUUUGCUUACAUUAGCUAACUUAAGAUGUGACUAUUUAUACGUCGCUUUUAUCUUUUAACCAUCUUCAAAAUAUGGUUGUCUUUUCAAUAUAGAUUAGCUUAGCACAUAGCAUAACUAAGUACAGGAAAGGAGGAAGCUAGCUCAACUUUUAUUGGAGCACAGAGCAAAAAGGGGCGGGACUUAGGAAGCAUCAAUUUAAAGGGGCCCUGUGGAGUUUUCUUGUUUAGAUUCAGUGUUCGAACAAAAACUCACUGUGUGUAUUCUUGAGGUCUAAACAAAAGGUGUCAAUGCAUUUUCUUCCUUUUUUUUCCUUCGUAUUUUAAAUCCUGUUUACAUCCAUGUUUACUAGAUAGCGGUUUUCUUCUUCCCAGUCCUUGUAGGAGCAUUACUGCUUUUCUUCACGAGGUGCCGCCACCUGUUCAGCAGUUGAGUAGUGUGACAACAAGGACCCACUCAUUAAAACAAGGCGCUACUAGAGGUCUGAAACUCCACAGGGAACCUUUAAAGGAGGUACUUGAAGAGAGACUUCAACAAAACACUGUAUAGAGGUCAUGUGACAUGUUUCCUAUUGUUGAUUGGGGGAUAAACUAAGUCGUCAGCCUUUUUUUUUGUUUAUGAUGGAUUUUUUAUUUUUUUUAAAUGAUAUUUUUCUUGUACAUUUCACUUUAGUGUUUUUUGGACCUUGAGAAAUAAAAGUCUUGCCAGUAGCAACAA